AUGCAGACUUUGGGAUUGCAGAGCAAGCCUUCGUUCCACACUCCAUUACGAACCUUGUACCACAGUAAAGAAAACAGAAACGUCGAGGGACCGGAACCAAGCCAGGCCAUUCACAUCCUCGAGAAAAACAAGCAAAGCAAACAAACCGAGAAUCAGAGACUUCAGACCAUUCGACUUGCCAGAUUCUCUCUCCCUCACUCUCUCUUCUCCCCACCACCCCGCGCCCGCGGCGGCUUACGCUCUUCCUUCCAUGCCAUGAACAGCGCACGCCUCACGAGGUGCCGCCCUUGCGCGCCCUCCUCACGGCUCAUUUGUGCGCCAACCGCGUCUCAUCGCUUGCUUCGCCCUCUUGCAGCCCGAGACAGCCGUCCUUUCUCCGUCUCGCACUUGCGGCCGAAGCACGACGGUGACCCGAGGUUCAGAGACCUGGGCAAACAGAUAUCGGACGAGUAUGCCGUCGUUAGAGAACACUAUGGAUAUUGUCCUCCUAGUACCGUUUCGAGUCCUCCUGCUUCCCAACCCCGCCUCUGUCCAAACCAUAAUGAUCCACCCGCACUUACACGCCCGCCAGACACGCCAAAGAACCCCAUCGUCCUCGCUCACGGACUGAUGGGCUUCUCCGAACUGCGCCUCGGCGCCUAUGUCCCGCCGAUCCACUACUGGCGCGGCAUCUCCGACUCGUUGAGCACCCUCUCCGGUCCGUCCAACAUCAUCACCACCUCCGUCCCGCCCUCGGGCUCCAUCGAGGAGCGCGCCGCAAAACUGGGCGCCGACAUCGCCGCCAAAGCCGGCGGCCGCGCCGUCAACAUCGUCGCGCACUCCAUGGGCGGGCUGGACGCCCGCUACAUGAUUUCCCAUCUCAAGCCGCGCGAUGUCAAAGUCCUUAGUCUCGUCACCGUAGCGACGCCGCACCGCGGGAGCGCGUUUGCGGAUUAUCUGUUGGAUGGGCAAGGCCCCAUUAAGCUCGCGAAUCUGUACGGGCUCAUUGAGCGUGCCGGGUUGGGGACGCAGGCUUUUGAGCAGCUUACGCAGCGGUACAUGGAGGGAGAAUUCAACCCUGCUACCCCUGACAGCAAUGAGGUGCGGUAUUUUAGUUAUGGCGCGUGUACGGACCGGCCGCCACUACUGAGCCUGUUUCGGCAAAGUCAUUGGGUCAUUGAGCAGGCCGAGGGGGCGAAUGAUGGGUUGGUGAGUGUUGCGAGUAGUCGGUGGGGAAAGUAUCAGGGCACGCUGCUGGACGUGAGCCAUUUGGAUUUGAUCAAUUGGUCGAAUCGGCUCAAGUGGACGUUGCGCAAGGUGUGGAUGGGGCAGACGAGGACGUUUAAUGCUGUUGCGUUUUAUCUCGAUAUUGCGGAUAUGUUGGCCAAGGAGGGUUUAUGA
Molecule: messenger RNA, 1380 nt
Organism: Colletotrichum lupini
Lineage: Eukaryota; Fungi; Ascomycota; Sordariomycetes; Glomerellales; Glomerellaceae
Product: triacylglycerol lipase
Exons: 3
Coding region: 1-1380 (459 amino acids)
Molecular function (GO): triacylglycerol lipase activity
Source: RefSeq, a predicted model, not a curated record